GGGAAGCGGGCGAAGGUGAGGACCGGGGGCGGGCCGCCGGGACCCGCCCGGACGCACUUCCUUCAGGAAAUGCCUCCACACUGGACAGAACAGACUGCACUCAAAGGCCUCGGCACCGCUCAUUGGGCCGGCGCUGGAGGCGUGCCCCCGCCCGCUCGGUGACUGGGCGACGGCCCAGCAGGGACGGCACCUGCGCGGUGAUUGGACGCCGGGAGUUCCCGGCGGCCGCGGCGCGCGAUCCGAGGGAAGCCGGCUGCAUGGGGCGGCGGCGGCUCCGGGGGCACCGGGGAGAUGCGGUCGGGGCCCUGCCCGAGGCCAUCGCCGCGCUGAGUCAGACGCUGCCCGCCGGGCCCAGCCCCGAGAUCUUCCGCCGCGCCAAGUUCGACCGUCCGGAGGCGGCCCCGGCGCUCUGGCAGCUGCUCUUCCGCGUGCUCUCGCCGCUGCCCGCCGACGGCGCCUCGGCCUCCCCGGCCUCCCCGACCUCCCCGGCCCUGGAGGCCCAAGUCCACCUGGUGAAGUCGGCGCUGCGCUCCCAGGGCUACCCCAGGAGGGCGCUGGCACAGCUCCCCGAGGACGGCUCCCAGGGCAGCCGCGAGCUGCUGCUGGCCCUGGCCUGGCUGCUGGCCCGCGGGCCCCUGCUCGAGCAGCUGCUGGCCCAGACGCGCGUGCGGCUGGGCGACGAGAUACCCCUGUGCGAGUGUGAAGCCCUGGCCAGUGCUGGCCCACUCCCACCCCGCCAGGAAGCAGAUGGCCCUGUGGACAUACGCCACUUGCAGUGGCUGAUGGGAAAGCUGCGGUUCCAGUGGCGAAACCUGAUCACCAGUCAGCAGGAGCAGUGUGCCCUCCUGGGCAAGAUCCACUCCUAUACCCGUGGCUGCCACAGUGACCGCAGCCUUGGCCACCUGUCUGUUGCUGAGACGGAGCUGUUCAGGGACCCAGAGGGCGGCCGGCAGCUGCUUCAGAGGCUGGAGAGUGAGAAUGCGCGCCUGGAGGCCGCCCUGGUGUGGUGGCGGCAGGAGCUGGUCUUCUGGAAGUGGAUGGACACGGUCCUGGGCGCCUGCCCCCUGGAGGCCUCACAGCCCACGUUUCUGCCCAGGAUCCCCACGGUGGGGGCCAGCGAGUUGGAGCUGGUGGCCCGGGAGUUGCAGGCCCUGCAUGAGGAGCUGCGGGGAGUGGCAGAACCCCGGCGGGUGGCCUGGGAGGCCAGGGCUGGAGGCUGGGGGCCAGAGUGGACUGCUGUGCAGCGGGCCUCACAGGAGGCCGUGGGACGGGAGCUGGCCACUCUUCAGCGGGCCUGGGAGCAAGGUGAGGCCCUGGCCCAGACCCAUGGGCCCCGCCGGCUGGUGAAGAGAGACGCCGGAGCCUCGGGGGGCCCAGGCCUGCGGGCUGCCGAGCUGAUUGGGGUGCUGAGGAGCCGGGAAACCUGCCUGGAGGCUGUGCUGGGCCGGCUGCAGACCCGGUGUUGGCAGGAGCUGACCAGGCUGGCGGGAGCCCGGCCCGGCCUUCUCUGGAUCCUGCCACCCGGUCGCUGAGGGCCCAUGGGUGUGGCCUCCUUGAGGGGGACCU
Molecule: messenger RNA, 1566 nt
Organism: Zalophus californianus (California sea lion)
Lineage: Eukaryota; Metazoa; Chordata; Mammalia; Carnivora; Otariidae
Gene: TEDC1
Product: tubulin epsilon and delta complex 1
Exons: 9
Coding region: 258-1532 (424 amino acids)
Source: RefSeq, a predicted model, not a curated record